Rhinichthys klamathensis goyatoka is the source of this 988-nucleotide messenger RNA. It is a transcript of the gene mblac1, whose product is annotated as metallo-beta-lactamase domain containing 1. The record is from RefSeq and is a predicted model, not a curated record. The transcript has 2 exons. Bases 132 to 776 code for a protein of 214 amino acids. Lineage: Eukaryota; Metazoa; Chordata; Actinopteri; Cypriniformes; Leuciscidae.
CAAAAUUUCCCCUAGUUAGUUUGUCCUUAGUGACUUUCCGUAGAAGUAUAUGAAGCUAUACUGAAAAUAACAUUUCAGCUGUUGUAAACUUUUUGUUUCUUUGAAUUAUUAUCCCGAUUACUCGGGUUCAAAUGGACAUGCAUCGCUCAAUAAGAAAAAGUGAAUCUGGCAUUAAUUCCAACAUUUCAGGCCAGCCGUAUUGCGUCUCAGUAUUGAAAGAGGGCUACUGCACAGCUGAGCCAGACGGCUCGUUUAGAGCUGACGGUACCAUUUCUUUAAUUACCGGACCACAAAAUAUUCUAGUAGACACCGGGGGUCCUUGGGACCGAGACUUUCUCGUCGAAAAACUAAAGGAGAAGGGUAUGACGCCAGAAAGUGUUGCUAUAGUGGUCGGAACCCACGGCCACUCUGACCACGUGGGAAACUUAGGGUUGUUUCCAGACGCCAAAAUAAUUGUGGGAUGUGACAUAAGCGUGGGGGAUCGAUAUCUACCAAACCAGCUGGCUGAGGGACAGCCACACCCUAUUGAUGAUUUUGUAUCCAUCAUUCCAACACCUGGCCACAUGGGCAGAGAUGUCAGUGUCCUGGUAAAGGGAACAUCAGAGGGUACAGUCCUUGUCGCUGGAGACUUGUUUGAACGUUGCCAUGAUGAAGACUCCUGGAAGGAGCUGAGCGAGAACCCUCAGAUACAAGAGACCAACCGACAGAAGGCGUUACAGAUAGCGGAUGUAAUAAUUCCUGGACAUGGGCCAUUAUUUAGAGUGCACAAGCAAUAAUGACAUUGACAUAAUCUUGGACCUGAGGUUGAGUUAUAGACAGAGCAAUUAUGAAACAAAGAACACAUUAAUUUAUAUCACCAAUGUGGCACAAUAAUUUCAAAAUAGCACACUGGUGUUGACUCGUACCAUUCUGUUCACAUAUUUUUCUAAUGUAUUUCAAAUUAGGCUACUGGCCAUUCCUUUUUAGUUUAAAAUAGGUAUUUUCACAC